Molecule: messenger RNA, 942 nt
Organism: Otolemur garnettii (small-eared galago)
Lineage: Eukaryota; Metazoa; Chordata; Mammalia; Primates; Galagidae
Product: olfactory receptor 10G3
Exons: 1
Coding region: 1-942 (313 amino acids)
Biological process (GO): G protein-coupled receptor signaling pathway
Cellular component (GO): membrane
Molecular function (GO): olfactory receptor activity; G protein-coupled receptor activity
Source: RefSeq, a predicted model, not a curated record
AUGGAGAGAGUCAACAGCACGCUGCUGACUGAGUUCAUCCUCACAGGAAUUCCCUACCCCCUCAGGCUAAGGACAUUCCUCUUCACAUUCUUUUUGCUAAUCUACAUCCUGACUCAGCUGGGAAACCUGCUUAUUCUAAUCACCGUCUGGGCGGACCCGAAGCUCCAUGCCCGCCCCAUGUACAUCUUUCUUGGUGUUCUUUCCGUCAUUGACAUGGGCAUCUCUUCCAUCAUCGUCCCUCGCCUCGUGAUGACCUUCACUUUGGGCAUCAAACCCAUCCCUUUUGGUGGCUGUGUGGCUCAGCUCUAUUUCUAUCACUUCCUGGGCAGCACCCAGUGUUUCCUCUACACGCUGAUGGCCUAUGACAGAUAUCUGGCAAUAUGCCAGCCCCUGCGCUACCCCGUCCUCAUGACUGCUAAGCUUAGUGCCUUGCUGGUAGCUGGAGCUUGGCUGGCAGGAUCCAUCCAUGGGGCUUUCCAGGCCAUCCUGACCUUCCGCCUGCCCUACUGUGGGCCCAAUCAGGUAGAUUACUUCUUCUGUGACAUCCCUGCUGUUUUGAAGCUGGCCUGCACUGAUACAACAGUCAAUGAGCUGGUGACCUUUGUGGACAUUGGGGUAGUGGUUGCCAGUUGCUUCUCCCUGAUCCUCCUGUCCUACAUACAGAUCAUUCAGACCAUCCUGAGAAUCCGUACAGCCGAUGGGCGGCGCCGGGCCUUUUCAACCUGUGGAGCCCACGUAACUGUAGUCACUGUGUACUACGUGCCCUGUGCCUUUAUCUACCUAAGGCCUGGAACCAACAGCCCCCUGGAUGGCGCAGCUGCCCUGUUCCCCACAGCCGUCACUCCUUUCCUCAACCCCCUUAUCUACACUCUGCGGAACCAAGAGGUAAAGUUGGCCCUGAAGAGAAUGAUAGGAGGCCCAAUGACUAAGACUGAGGUUUAA